UGGCUCUCGUCUUGCGUACAAGAUGAGUGGGCACGCAGCUUUCUGGACAACGUUAGUGGUCACGGCACUUGGACUCUCGGAGCUCGGUGGUGUGGGGUCUAUUAAGCUGAAGUUAUCUGCCCUGUAUGAUCUGUACGAGGAGCUUGCAGUUGCAAGCGCCACGGUUUCGUUCGCGUUAAGCGUUGGGCUGUUCGUCGCCUCUCAUCGAAAAGGGGCUAAGCUUGCUGACGCUUCGGGAACAGUUGGACGGAGCGCCAUCUAUGACUUCUACAUUGGCCGUGAGCUCAACCCACGGAUUGGUCCUUUGGACCUGAAGUGCUUCUGCGAGCUGAGACCUGGUCUCCUGGGAUGGGUGGUCAUUAACUUGGGCAUGCUGCUCAAGCAAAAAGAGCUUCAAGGAUACGUAUCAGCCUCCAUGAUCAUGGUCAACGUCUUUCAGGGUUUAUACGUGUGGGACGGCCUCUUCUUUGAGAGGUCAAUCCUGACCACAAUGGAUAUCACCACCGAAGGCUUCGGUUUUAUGCUGGCUUUCGGGGACCUGUGCUGGUUGCCCUUUACCUACUCCCUUCAAGCUCACUACCUGGUGACCAACGAUCCCGGACUUCCCUUUUGGGCUGUUACCGUCAUCAGCUGCUUGUGCCUGGUUGGGUACGCUAUAUUCCGGGGUGCCAAUGGCCAAAAAGACGCCUUCCGAAGGGACCCCAACGCUAGUGCGGUGUCACACCUACAAUGGAUGCCAACUAAGCGAGGAACCAAGCUCCUCACAUCGGGAUGGUGGGGGGCCGCUCGCAAGAUUAACUACACGGGAGACUGGCUCAUGGGUCUUGCCUGGUGUAUGUUUGCAGGGUUUAGUUCUCCAGUGCCGUAUUUCUACUGCAUAUACUUUGGGGUGCUUUUGGUGCAUCGAGCCAUGAGGGACGAUCACGCUUGCGCAGCCAAGUACGGCUCUGACUGGAGCGUGUAUAAGCAGAAGGUUCCCAGCUUGUUCGUACCAGGUUUGUUUUAAUAUAAUUCUCCCCGCCUUUGACACAUUGGAUAGCGGAGAUUGGAACCCAUUAAAAGGCAGUUGGGAAAGUAAAGUCACUUUGGCUGAAGAGUUGGUCCGUUGAUUAUUCUC
This is a messenger RNA of Ectocarpus sp. CCAP 1310/34, 1117 nucleotides long. The record is from the annotation of a GenBank genome assembly. NCBI's taxonomy places the organism in Eukaryota, Phaeophyceae, Ectocarpales, Ectocarpaceae.